Molecule: messenger RNA, 1938 nt
Organism: Raphanus sativus (radish)
Lineage: Eukaryota; Viridiplantae; Streptophyta; Magnoliopsida; Brassicales; Brassicaceae
Exons: 6
Coding region: 257-1657 (466 amino acids)
Biological process (GO): regulation of gene expression
Cellular component (GO): peroxisome
Molecular function (GO): RNA nuclease activity
Source: RefSeq, a predicted model, not a curated record
UAAAUAUGGCUUUUGCUUUUGAAAUUUUAAGCCGCGUUGAUAUUUCACGGGGAGAGAAACUAUCAGCUAAAGAAACAACUACUAAAACAAUGGCAAGGUUAGGUGCCCACGGCACUUAAACGGCUUUAGGUUAGGCCCAAUAUAUAGCACGCAUGUAUGUAUUAAGAAAAAGAGAAAACCCUAGGACAAGGUGUGGUGGUAACUGGAAAGAGGAGAUCUGUGUCUGAGAUUUUGUUAAAAGGUUGAGAGAGAGAGGAUGAGUUGGUACGAUUCGGCGGCGAAGACAGGCAAAAAUAUAGCGGUGUGGUGGGACAUGAAGGACUGUCCGGUUCCAGAGGGUAUUGAUGCUCAUCGUGUCCGUCCGAGUAUAGAAGGUGCCUUAAAGGAACAAGGCUACUCUGGUCCUGUCUCCAUCACAGCCUAUGGAGACCAAAAACAAACCCCUGACUGCCUGCUACGAGCUCUCUCUUCCACUGGAGUCGCGGUGGUACAUAUCAGAUCUGAAAGCACGUGCGCAGUCAUGUACAAGGAUAUGGUGAAAUGGCGAGAGGAUAAUCCUCCUCCGGCUACAAUGAUGAUCAUAACCAAUCAGAUGCUAGAUGUCUUCCAUUGGGAUCUGGCCCGGCUUCAACAACGCACGAGUUACGACCUUUUUCUGGCUUAUUCAGUCGAACCUCGCGCCCAAUUGUUCGUGUACACACUCGAAACGUGGCUCUGGAAAAAAUUAUUACUUGGGACGACUGCGUCCGUGACAAGCAGCAGCAGCAGCGAUGCCAUCGUGUUUUAUUGCAAAUCGUGCUCUUUGGAAUGCCUAAGCCUGAAGAGUUUCAAAAAGCAUCUCUCCACUGAAAAGCAUGCAAAACAAGAGGUUUUACACCCUCAGCCUAAACAACUCAAUUCUGUAACGAGCAAGUGGGGGAAGAACUACGCUGCUACGCCUGAAUAUGCGACAGCUAAAAUCCAUGUCUGGUGGGACAUGUUUGAUUGUCCUAUUCCCGACGGUUAUGACGCUCAUCGAGUCCGUCCCAGUUUGGAAGGAGCUUUCAAGGAACUAGGCUACUCUGGUCCUGUCUCCAUCACUGCCUUUGGUGACUAUAAAAAAACCCCUAAACGCCACCUUCAUGCCCUCUCUUCCACUGGAAUCGAUGUUGUACAUGUCAUUCCGGAAAUCAUAUACUCUCGCAUGCGUGAUGACAUUUUUAAAUGGCGAAACGAUAAUCCUACUCCGGCUACAAUGAUGAUCAUUUCGGAUGAGGCUAAAUAUGUCUUUGGAACUUCUCUUGCCCAGGCUCAACAAGAAGUUAAUAAGUACAACCUGUUUUGGGCUUAUUCUUUUAGGCCUCGGGAAAUGUCAGUCAUGGUCACUUCUGCCGAGUGGCUCUGGGAUAGCUUACUUGCAGUUUCAGAGACAAAAAGACAUGUUCUUCGCAAGUGCAGUGGAAGUAGUGAAAGCGUGGUUGAAUCUACCGGAAUGUUUUAUUGCAGACUGUGCGUCUCGGAGCGCAGACUCUGCUUCUAUAAGCGCAAACUGUUGGAUAAAUUCAUCAAACACCUCUCGAGUAGAAAACAUCUCUCUAAAGAAGAGUUUAUUACUGAUUGUCGUCAACAUAACAAGAACCUGGGACUGUUCUGGCUAGAGGCAAGUUUUUUUUCUUAAUGAUAAGUUUCUAACAGAUUUUACAACAGUGACACAACACUAUGUUUUUUUUCAUUUUGUAGAAAGAACAUUUCCCAGAGAGCAAGCGGUUGAAGAAAUCUGCCUAGGAGAGGUUGUGACUGAAGAAGUGAUAUCAGAGUCUAAUACUAUCGACCUAUCUUUAUUUUUCUUGUUCUAGUCAGUCGUGAGUGUACACCACAUCACCAAUAAUUGAUAAACUGUUACGUUGUACAUUACAAGUACAUAUUCACAUUAAGGAUCGGACUCUACAUUUAUGGAUC